AUUUGGAUUUUUCCCAACAAAUCCCACAGCCAGAGCCACCAUGAGUUUCCAUUUCUCAGAUUUUUGUCAUUAUUUUUUUUCACAACAAAGCGAGUGGAGGGCGUGUCUUCAGACGCGGCCACGCUCCCUCCCCGCCGCUCGUGGAGGUGCUGGGCGGGGCCUCCCCUUAUCCUCCAAUCAACGACGGGGAUGGGCGGGCCCUCGCUCAGCCUCCGCCAACGAGCGGCGGCGGGGGUGUGGCGCGCGUGGGGUCUGGCGGAGCGGCGCUCGGGGCGGGCAGAGGCCGCUGCUUCCCCCCCGCCGCCGGUCGCGGCCCGUCCCGGCCCCGCCAUGGCCGCCCCCCCCCGCCUCGGCAUCCAGAUGCUGCUGGAGGCCGCCGAGUUCCUGGAGCGGCGGGAGCGAGAAGCCGAGCACGGUUAUGCCUCGCUGUGGCCCGGCGGGAAGGACGGGGAGGCCCCGCGGCGCCGCGCCAAGGCCCGGAGGAGCGGCGGCGGCGGCAGGUGUGUGACACGCCCAGGAGCUCCUGUCCCCAGGCGUCCCGAUUCGGGGAGGCCCUGCUGUCACAGGGCCUGUGAUUGGGCCGGGGUGACUCUCCGCUUCCCGGGCUCUGGCAGAGUCCCCCCCACCGUCUCUGGGGGUGUCACAAGGCCGGAGGCACCCUCCUAUCUCCAGGUGUUUUGUGAACAGGGAGGUCUUCGUGUCACUGGGUGUGUGACAGCACUGGAGGACCCUCCUGUCAUCAGGUCAACACACAAUGAAAUGGAAAAGAACAGGCGCGCCCAGCUCCGGCUGUGCCUAGAGAGGCUGAAGGGGCUGGUGCCACUGGGGGCUGCGGCCGGGCGACACACGACACUCAGCCUCCUCACCAGGGCCAGGCUUCACAUCCAGAAGCUGGAGGACCAGGAGCGCCGGGCCCUGCACCAGAUUGAGCAGCUGCAGCGGGAGCAGCGGCACCUCCAGAGGCAGCUGGAAAAGCUGGGAAUGGAGCGGGUCAGGAUAGACAGCAUCGGCUCCAGCCUUUUGUCCGAGCACUCCGACUCGGAUCAAGGUGAGAGCCCACACUGCGGGAUGGCUGGCAAGAGGCCUGACCAUGCUGGAACUCCAACCGUUCCCAUUCCUCCGGCAGAAGAGAUGGAUGUGGACGUGGAGAGCACAUACGACCUCCCGGCCGACCUGGACUGGAGCAGCAGCAGCCCCAGCGACUCAGAUGAGCGUGGGAGCCUCCAGAGCCUGGGCAGCGACGAGGGAUAUUCCAGCUCCGGCGGGACCAGGGCAAAGCUGGCGAGCAGCCGGAAGCUUCCUGUCGGGAUUUAGGAAGUGCUUCCCAUCGCCGUGGCACCGCCGCUGUCCGCUUGUGCUACCAUUAGCCAGCACACCGACCCUGCCAGCAUUCCCUGCACGGAAACACCCGAAUGUCCCGCCGCUCCAGCUGCUCCCGGGGCUCUGUUUGCAUUGCCGGCCUCUCACCCCAGCCAAACCUCCUCUGCCAGGCCCUACAUUCCAGCCACGCCUGAAGCACCUGGGAAUAUCCUGGCAAUAACAGUGACCUCGAGAGCCUUCCCUGGGUUCUUUCCCAGGCUGUCACUGCCUGGUAUUCCCAAUCUUCUCUACUUUUGGGUGGCAACAUCACGUUCUGAUCCUCAGGACCCAAAAAUCUGAGUUUUUGGGAGGAGAUCCAAAGAGAGAGCCAAUCCUUUUUGGAGUUUCCAUCCAUGACAGAGCGGAGCCAGGCUGGGAACACGGAACAUUUCGGGCACAGGGAUCAGCCUCAGUCGGGGGUUCCUUCCCCCAACUCUUAAAUAUUCAGGGACACCCCAUCCCAGCCCUCCCAGAGCAUUCCUGGCAUGGGGAACAGCGCUCCGGGGGCUCAGAGCCAUCCUCACCCCUUGUACUGGCCACCUCCAGGUUCCCUAAAUCCAAAUGGGACGUCCCACCCUGCAUGGCAUUCCAGACUCCUGGAAUUCCCUUUCCACGCUUCUAAUCUUGGGGACAAUUUUUUCUACCUCGGAGGGAGCCCACAGACUCUCCACCCCUUUAGCACAAAGAUGAUGCCUCUGCUCAGCAAUAAACCGCACGGGACUCCCCAGCUGGUGUCCAUCCAUCCAGGAUGCUUCCAGGCUCAUGGAGGAUUCCAGAAGCCACCACAGGGAGGGCAGCCCUAGGGGGGUAGGGAGCCAGAGCACACAUGAGCUGUCCAUGAUGUUGAUUUGUUUCCCAGUGCACUGGAGGGAGCAUUCCCAUCAGUUCCUGCUUUUAGAGAUGCUCUGGGAGGGCUGACAUGUAGAGAGCUCUGGUUCCAACACCUUCCUUUUCCCUUCGAGCUGGUCCAAGGGCUUUUCCAGCCCCAUGGAGCCGGCCAGGCCCGGGUGAGGAGUAGGCAAGGAGCUCUCCAGGGCUGUUCCCGACUGGGAUACAAACCUUUACCCUCUGCUGGUCCCUUUCGGGAAACGCAGGUGCUGAAAGGCAUGCUCCAUGGAGUGCAAGGGGAUGAGCAGCAGGAGAUUGCAGUGCUUUUUCCUUUUUCCUUUCCUUUGUCCUUUCCCCUUUUCCUACCUUUUUUCUUGCCCCUUUUUUCCUUUUCUUCUUUUCCCUUCUUUUCCUUUUCAAUUUCCUUUUCCUUUUACUCCUUUCCUCUUCUCCUUUUCUUGUUUCCCUUUUCUCCUUUCCCCUUUCUCUUCCUUUCCUGCUUUUCCUUGCCUUCUUUUCUCUUUCCCUUCCCCCCUUUCUUGUUUUCCCCUUUUCCUUUCCUUUUCAACACCCCAAUCCUAUUUCUGGCUUACCUGGGGAAGUGGGAAACCACCCACAAGUCCCACAAGUUGCCCAAAUCCCCCCAGUUCUGGCUCUUUUUCCAUGUGUUGGCUCCUAAGAGAAGGAAAAAAAAAAAAACACAAAGAAUUUUCCUUUAAAGCUGGAAUUUUCCACCUUCUGGCAUUGCUGUACACCAUGGCACCUGAGCUCAACCCCCUGCACCAUCAAAGAGGGGAAAAAAAAGCAAAAAUAUGGUAAAUGCCAAGAAAAAGAGGAAUGUCAGCCCUUGGGGACUGGUGGCUCAGGUGGCUUUUGCCUUCACCUGGGGAAUCCCAGCGAAACCCUCUGGGCAGGUGAUUCCCGGCAUUGGGAGGGCCCUUCCAGAGGUACAAAAUGUAUAUUUUUGGUUCGUUUUGGACUUCUGAAGGUUUGGCCUCAGUAUAAAUGAGGGGUUUUGGCAGGUUUGUGCCUUUUUCAGUUCCCAAUGCCUUUUUUUUUCCUUUUUUUUUUUCCUUCCUAUCCCAGACUGACCCUUCCUGGCCCUUUGCACUCUUGGGCUGUGCUCCAGGAGCCCCAAAACACUGCACUAACCCGGAAUCUUCGGGUCCCCAAUGGUGGUGCCAGCCUUUUCCUGGAAUUCACUGAUCCACCAGCAUUCCUAUGAAAUAAGCUGCAGGAAGGACUUUUUUUAUAGAUUGUGACAAAAAUCCAGGGAGUGGGGGGAAUCGGAUUGGGGGACGAAUGGGUGGGAAUCCAAAACACCCAUUUGGGGGCUGUUUUUCCUUUCUUUUUACUUAUGGAAGGCAGAUCCCGAACCACCAGCUCCCGGGUAGCACCAAAAUGUUUGUUUCAUCUUUAAUUUUUCCAGUGGAGCCAUCACAUCUCCACUCAACCUUUCCUUUAUUAUUCUCUGGGACACCUCCUAUUUGUGCUUUUUCAUCAUUUUUUCUGUUCUUUCUACUUCCCAAGAAGUGGAUCUACCCCAGUCUUGGCUCCAUUGGGCAGUUGGGAGAGGACACGGAUCCCAUUUGCAGCCGUUCCUGCUGUAAAUAUCCCAUUGUUGGGCUGAACCCCGUGUCAAGCCAAUAGAAUGGUGCUUUUUUUUCUUUUUUUUUUUUUCAAGGAAUUCCGUGUUUUAGAUCUUUGCUGUGUCCAUGGAUAUUUCUGUCUUGUUUGAUUGUUAGGAAAUAAAUUAUUUAAUACGAAA
This is a messenger RNA of Cinclus cinclus, 3955 nucleotides long. It is a transcript of the gene MXD1, whose product is annotated as MAX dimerization protein 1. Gene Ontology annotation, biological process: negative regulation of transcription by RNA polymerase II. The transcript has 7 exons. Bases 190 to 1314 code for a protein of 374 amino acids. The record is from RefSeq and is a predicted model, not a curated record. NCBI's taxonomy places the organism in Eukaryota, Metazoa, Chordata, Aves, Passeriformes, Cinclidae. Gene Ontology annotation, molecular function: protein dimerization activity; DNA-binding transcription factor activity, RNA polymerase II-specific; RNA polymerase II cis-regulatory region sequence-specific DNA binding.